GCACCCUCUUCCUCCGCUGCGCCCAGCGACUCCCUUCUCCCCUGGGGCAAUCGACCUUGCAGCCUGUGCCGCCCCCUCGUCAUCUUUGAGCUGCUGGACAAGCAACUUUGACAGUGGUUGUGGGUUUAGAAUCUGGCUUCUUCUUGACAUCAGUAGCCCUUAGAAUCACUGGGGUUCGGUGGGACAAGACUUUUCCCUUUUCGGCCCUGCGUCUGACUGCAACCUGUUUCCAGUGAUCAGGGGACUGGAUCGUGGCUGCCAUUCAUCUGGGGGAGGAGGACUUGUUUUUCUUUCUCUCUAGAGACAGAGGCUUGGAACUGGAUAAAACAGUAUCGAGAGGAUGUAAAUAGGCAGAGCAACUGUAACGAAGAAGGCAACCACUACCCAAAGGCAGGGAGGAGCGUGGGGCUUCGUCCGGACUUCGUUCAGUCUCAACAUUAAUCAACAAUCAGGUGUUGGUUGCAACUUUUCAAGGUCAGCCACCCACCCGGAGUAGCCGUUCCCUCUCCGACGCUUGUGGGUACACAGAACUUGGAUUGGUUGUGGCUGAGACAUGCACAGGACGUCGAAAGAGGAAGGAUUGUAAGGUGGGUGUGACCCCAAGACCGGCCCCCUGCUUUCCCCUAAUCUCCCGCUGCCCAGGCGUGGGUGAGUGGGGGACAUGUGUCUAACUCUCAGCAGCAAGUUAGGCAGCAGGUGUGGGAUCUGAAAGACCGCGAGGCUGCCGGGUGCGCCCUCGCCAAGCCAUGAGGGAUCAGGGCGCACUCCUGGCUCGCACGUCGCGGCUUCUGCUUCUACUAUUGCUCAAGAUUUCUGUCUCUUCUGCCCUUGGGUUUGCUCCUGUGGCCAGAAAUGAAACUUGUCUGGGGGAGAGCUGUUCACCUGCACUGACCCAACGCCGCAACAGGGAUGCCUGGGGACCGGGACAUUCUGCCGGAGACGCUCUGCGAGUCCGGCUGCCCCGGGAGGAGACGGAGGCGGCGGUGCGCGCAGCGCCCUCCUGGGACCUCCGGGCAACCACAGGCGGUGACCCAGGUGCGGGCGGAGGGGCGGAGGCGUCGGCAGCUGGGCCCGCGGGACCUGCACCUGGCGCCUGGAAGUGGAAAAGCGGCCGGGGUCAGGAGCACCCUGGAGAGUUAGGGAGAGGGGACCCCGUGGCCCUCCAACUCCUCCUUCAGGCCUCAGAGGAGGAAGAGAGGAGUUCCAGAGGGGCUAGCAUUUCCUGGAGCAGUCAGGAGCAGAAUGUGAAAACGGAACCCGGAGCCAGUGAUCUUUUUUACUGGCCGGGGAGAGCAGGGAAAUCCCGGAGUUCCCACCACAACCCCCCACCCAAGUCCGUCAGUGGACCCGCGGUCCAUGAAGGGCGGACACUUGCACCCCCUGGCAGGGCGCUACCCCAGAAUGGAUCCUCGAGUGAAGAUGUACACGAGCGCGGGGGUCCAGGCCGGGGGAACAGCACCAACCGGCGCGUGAGACUGAAGAACCCCUUCUACCCGCUGACCCAGGAGUCCUACGGAGCCUACGCGGUCAUGUGUUUAUCAGUGGUGAUCUUUGGGACUGGCAUCAUUGGCAACCUGGCGGUGAUGUGCAUCGUGUGUCAUAACUACUACAUGCGGAGCAUCUCCAAUUCCCUCUUGGCCAACCUGGCCUUCUGGGACUUUCUUAUCAUCUUCUUCUGCCUUCCACUUGUCAUCUUCCAUGAGCUGACCAAGAAGUGGCUGCUGGAGGACUUUUCCUGCAAGAUCGUGCCCUAUAUCGAGGUUGCCUCUCUGGGAGUCACUACAUUCACCUUAUGUGCUCUGUGUAUAGACCGCUUUCGUGCCGCCACCAACGUACAGAUGUACUAUGAAAUGAUCGAAAACUGCUCUUCGACAACGGCCAAACUUGCUGUCAUAUGGGUUGGCGCUUUACUGUUGGCACUUCCAGAAGUUGUUCUCCGCCAGCUAAGCAAGGAGGAUUUUGGGUUUAGUGGCAGAGCUCCUGCAGAACGAUGUAUUAUAAAGAUCUCUCCCAAUUUACCAGACACCAUAUAUGUUUUAGCCCUCACCUACGACAGUGCAAGGCUCUGGUGGUAUUUUGGCUGUUAUUUUUGUUUACCCACGCUUUUCACCAUCACAUGCUCUUUAGUGACUGCAAGGAAAAUCCGCAAAGCAGAGAAAGCCAGCACCAGAGGGAACAAGCGACAGAUCCAACUAGAAAGCCAGAUGAACUGCACAGUAGUGGCCCUGACCAUUUUAUAUGGAUUUUGCAUCAUUCCUGAAAAUAUUUGCAACAUUGUCACUGCCUAUAUGGCUACCGGGGUUUCACAACAGACAAUGGAUCUCCUGAAUAUCAUCAGCCAGUUCCUUUUGUUCUUUAAGUCCUGUGUUACCCCCGUGCUACUUUUCUGUCUCUGCAAACCCUUCAGCCGGGCCUUUAUGGAGUGCUGCUGCUGUUGCUGUGAGGAAUGCAUCCAGAAGUCUUCCACAGUGACCAGUGAUGACAAUGACAAUGAAUACACCACGGAGCUGGAGCUCUCACCGUUCAGCACCAUACGCCGGGAGAUGUCCACUUUUGCUUCGGUUGGAACUCAUUGCUGAAAGGCAGUACUCGGUUUGAUCAGAUCUGUUUGUUUGAUUUUCAUAUCCUGUGAACAUUUCUACUUAGUAUUUUUUCCUUACAAGGAAAACAUGCAAAAAAUAAAUAAAAGCAAGCAAAGAAAGAAAUGCUUAUUAACUACUAGAGAACUGAUUUUGCAAAUUAAUAUUUGUGUUCUGAAAAAAAGUGUUUAUAUUUAGUUAUUGAAGAAGAACCAGAACGCCAAUAGUUUUAGAUCAUUUUAUCUAGUAUGGUGCUAAUAUUUUAUUUGGAAAAAGUUACUGCACCUUAACUUAAUUAAUUGGCUAGAAUUCUUUCUUUUAAAAAUGUAGUUAUUGUAUAUUGAUUAUAGCUAUGUGGUUUUGUAAGUUAUUUUAUGUUUAAGUUGUGACUGAAAGUAUACUGUAUUUGAUAUUGUGAAAUGAUUUGUACUUAGCGGCAUUCACAAAGUAGCACCAAAUAAAUUAUACUUUAUUCUUUAAUGUCAUUGUCAAUCUACUUUUAACCAAGAUUCAAUAAAUUUUUUAAUUGCCUUAAAGACAAAAUUACUGGUUCUAUGCACAAUUUAAAACUGGCCUUACUGUUUUAUAUUAUGUUCUCCUCUAAGGCAGGAAACCACUAUGUUAUAAAAAAGCUUUCCUAGUUAGUAGUACUGUUUUAUAUGCGUGACUCAUAAAACAAUAUUAUAUCUUAAAACAAAACUAUGUUUUUAAUAUUCACACACAUGUACAGUUACAUCUGAAUAUUUAUGAAAUAUGAAUAAAUGGUAGAGUAGGAAGAAAGUAUCUUUUUUUAAAAAUUCAUUUUGGAACUAGCAUGUAGAGCUACAGGUUUUCCCAUGAGAGAUUAUGGGGAGAAUCAAGAAUUUUAAAAAUUCAUUUGACCUCAGAUUUCUUCUGAACAUUGGCCUUUGAAGCUUUGUAAAUCCUACAUGAAGCACUCUGAAUUCCAAUUUUCUUCCUUUUAAAAAGUGAAUUUGAUUAAAUGUAUAUAGUUUAUUUUCUUUAAGUGGAAUGAAAAUACGGUAGUAGAAUAAUAAAAUACAUGUUUAUAUAUCCUGAUUACAACACUUGAAUAUUGAAAUACUAUCUUUAAAUUGAUACUUCAUAAACUCCCAAUAAAACCCUAACCUUCUCCGUUUGGAUUAUGUUCACUACCCCCUACCCCCGCCUCUUUGGGAGUUUUAAGUUGCAACAAUUGUGUUGGAUUCCUGACAUAUGGGUCACAUAUCUAAAUGCGAUGGCAGAGACAGUGACCUGGUGACACAGUGAUAUUUAAAAGCUAUCAAAGAUGUGAUCGAAUGUCUCUAUCUUCAGAAAAACAUUGUAUGAUGGGUAAACCCAAUUUUCUUUCUGAGAUAAUGUGUUUUCUGCUUGUGGAUUUCUAUACUAUUUGGCCCAACCAAUUCAAUGCCUUUCUUCGCUCAGAUUUAAUAUGAUGUUACAAUAACUAAAAUUCAGUAGUAGAAAAAUUAAAGAGAACCGAACCAGACCAUUUAUCUUUCAGAUAAGCCUAUAUUAACUAAAUGACAGUGCUUGGACUAUCUCCCUUCCCCAGUCUGAUACUCUUCAAAGGGAUUGUUUUCUUCCAUUUUCUGUUUUGUAAGGGAUUCAAGGGAGGAAAGAAACAAAGCAUCAUUGUCUUCUUAGCAAUACUUGUGAUAGGUCUAGUCAAGUGAACAUUUAAAGACACCCAGGUUUGGACUGCAGAGUAGACAAACAAUUGUGAUUUCACAGUGCCUCUCAUGGUACUUAGAUAAACUUAUAAAUCAAGAAAUACUAAGCUUUGCGCAGUGGCAGUAUCGUAGCCAAUGAGGUUUAUCCGAGGCGCGAUUAUUGCUAAUUGAAGAAAUACUGAUGGGAGAACAUUAUGUAGAAAAGUUCCUAUGUAAUUGCCUACAGUAAAUAAAGAUAAGUAGAAUUUAAUCUCAGAUCACACAAAAGAUUCAUUUCCUAGACUCCAUUUAGUUCAGUGGUUCCGCCGCCUGCCUUGCAAGCGGAAGGAUCCGAGUUCGAUCCCCGGUACAAAAAAAAAAAAAAAACAAAACCCAAUGAGGAAACUAU
Heterocephalus glaber (naked mole-rat) is the source of this 4640-nucleotide messenger RNA. It is a transcript of the gene Gpr37, whose product is annotated as G protein-coupled receptor 37. Gene Ontology annotation, molecular function: G protein-coupled peptide receptor activity; prosaposin receptor activity. The record is from RefSeq and is a predicted model, not a curated record. Lineage: Eukaryota; Metazoa; Chordata; Mammalia; Rodentia; Bathyergidae. Gene Ontology annotation, cellular component: signaling receptor complex; plasma membrane. Gene Ontology annotation, biological process: positive regulation of MAPK cascade; adenylate cyclase-inhibiting G protein-coupled receptor signaling pathway.